Molecule: messenger RNA, 1481 nt
Organism: Phaeodactylum tricornutum CCAP 1055/1
Lineage: Eukaryota; Bacillariophyta; Bacillariophyceae; Surirellales; Neidiaceae
Exons: 2
Coding region: 1-1389 (462 amino acids)
Source: RefSeq, a predicted model, not a curated record
AUGUGUAUCCCGGUGCGACCCGAAAUCGAAAGGCCAGAAGGAGCCACUGUAAAUGCUGCAGUAGAAGGCGUACACAAAAACUCCGCUGCGCCAUUGCAGCAAAUUGACAAGCGUUCGUACUUUCACGACGCUUCUAGCACGCCGCUAGAUUCUUUGUCGUUGGAGAAAAAUACAAGCUGGGCACCCACUGCGCUUCGACCCGUCCCGGCUUUUUAUCCGCUCGAAAAGUCGUCACGACUGAUUGAAGACACGACUCCGGUUGCCCUCGCGAUCCGACUCGUCGAAUGUCUCCGUCAGCUUUCUGUCCACGCCGUCUACGACAAUGCCGCCGCGACGGCUUCGCUCCUCACGCAAGAGCACGUGGAAAUGCACCUGAGCCUAUGGAAUACGCCCGUUACUGCGCACACACCCGGAGUCCUAGUGGAACUCCAACGCCGCAAGGGAGAUUCCAUGGCCUUUCACCGAUACAGUCGCGUCAUUCUCGAUGCUGCUGUUGGAGACUGGGAUGAUAAUUAUCAGCAGCAUGCGGUAGGAUCGCAAGUGGACAGUGUCGUUUAUUCUAAAAAAGUACAGCGGCUGUUAACCCUGCACAACAAGAGUGGGCAGGACGAACACGAAAAUGCCCUCGUGGCGAUUGAAAUCGCGCACGGCUUGCUGCUGAAGGAUCGCAUGGACGCCCGGCAGUUGGGUCUCGAAAGUCUGUGUUUAUUAACGGACCCGCGCAAGACAGGUUACGUUACGGCCGUACUUACAUCACACGUGGUAUUAUUGGGCUCGCUGCAGGGCAUUGAGAUCCCUGGGGUGGAUCUGGAAGCGGUGCUGGUAGACGACAGUCCUUUGGAAGAAAUUCGACAGGCCAUCUUGAGUCUGGUGCAAUUUUCGCGUAUUGGUGAAGACGACGAAGCGGACGACGGUCAAGAGCAGACCAUGACGGAUACCGAGCACUUGACUCUCCUGCACAAUUUGGCGUUGGCUGUCCUGGCCAAUGCGCUCCAAGUUAUCGAAACUAGUCCCGAAACUUACUAUGAAGAAGACGACGAAGAACCAGAAGAUGCCAAACCGCGGGCGCGGCUUCGUACCGCAAGUUCCUCCGACGUGACGAACGAAUUCCUCAAGGCCACGGAAGAAACGUCCAAGCACGAAAUUCUGUCAACAUUGAUUCGAGAAUUGUCUCAGGCGGGCUCAAAACCUCACGAUGCCUGCUUGUCGGCCAAAUGCCUGGGCACCAUUUGCAAGGCGUCUGACGAAGCCCGGAAACGGGCCAAGGAGCUUGGAGCCAAAACAGUUGUGGCCACCGCACUCGACGUGGGACAGCAAACUCAUCUCAAACUCGAGACGGAAUGUGAGAAAGUACAAAAAGUACUGACACUCACAAAUAUGGAUGAUUGAUUAUUUUGGAUGGAUCCCGUAUCGAUGUGUCCAUCAAUCUAUUGACCAUCACCCUAUAACACUAGCAUCAAUAAACCCUACGUCCCUUAACG